AUGUCACUUUUUUUUGGCAGCUCCCAUGAGCGGUUUCUGAAGGCCCUCUUUGUCGAACUUGUUCAAGGCGAUACGGGCCUCAUCAACGCGCACAAGCUGCACCGGGCUCUGACAAUAACCAUUACUUACCAUCGGUACCGUGUAAUCUCUCGGAAAACCACGAGUAUGCUGAUGAAACUUGUUGACCGAGACCACCCGGGGAUUUUGACCAAGGAGCAGUUCUUCCACCUGCACCGAGUUGUCGUCUGCUUAUGGAAAUCCUUUAUAGACUAUGACCGCAACAACUCUGGGUGGAUUCGGCGUGCUGACAUUCGAGCUGCAAUGGCGAGCGUAAACCUCCAGUUGACGGAUGAUCAAGUGAAUGAAGUGCUGGGCUCUGACAGGCGAAGAGUCUGGAUCACCCUUGACUACUACCUUCAACUCUGUGCUACGUGCAUGCUCUACCGUUAA
Molecule: messenger RNA, 450 nt
Organism: Dermacentor silvarum
Lineage: Eukaryota; Metazoa; Arthropoda; Arachnida; Ixodida; Ixodidae
Exons: 1
Coding region: 1-450 (149 amino acids)
Source: RefSeq, a predicted model, not a curated record